This is a messenger RNA of Metarhizium robertsii ARSEF 23, 603 nucleotides long. RefSeq lists its product as uncharacterized. Gene Ontology annotation, biological process: peptidyl-proline hydroxylation to 4-hydroxy-L-proline. Bases 1 to 603 code for a protein of 200 amino acids. Lineage: Eukaryota; Fungi; Ascomycota; Sordariomycetes; Hypocreales; Clavicipitaceae. Gene Ontology annotation, molecular function: iron ion binding; procollagen-proline 4-dioxygenase activity; L-ascorbic acid binding. The record is from RefSeq and is a predicted model, not a curated record. The transcript has a single exon. Gene Ontology annotation, cellular component: endoplasmic reticulum.
AUGUAUGAUAGGGUGCUUCGUUCUGAACUGACACAAUCCAUUCUAAGCGAGGGGCAUUUUGAGACUUCGAAAGUGUAUCACGGAAAAAAUGCUCAUGUUGAUUCUGAUAUCCGUGUUUCAGAAUCCGCCAUUCUUGAGCAGGAUGAGGUAACCCGCCAAAUUAGAAGGCGAGCGCGUCAAUUCCGAGGUUGGCACGGCAACAAAACUGUUGCAAUUCAACCUCUCAAGGUUCAACGCUAUAGCGUAAAUGGAUACUACUCGGUUCAUUACGAUUGGGAUGGUUACGUCACAGAAGGGAAUCGUGUUGCAACUUUCAUGAUUUAUCUUGUUGACUCGUGCACCGGUGGCGGUACCAACUUUCCAAGGCUUCGUCGCCCAGUUGACAGUCGAUGGUGUAGUAUCAUAGAGUGUGAGGACGAUGAGUAUCCAGGGUUAACAUUUAAGCCAAUUGCAGGCUCAGCGGUAUUCUGGGAGAAUAUGCAUUCUAACGGAAGCUUUCAUAGAGGAGUUCGACAUGCUUCUUUGCCAGUCAAGUCUGGUGAAAAGGUUGGACUGAAUAUCUGGCUCUGGGACCAUGCUUGGAGACCACCUCUCGUUGAAUAG